This is a messenger RNA of Xiphophorus hellerii (green swordtail), 1515 nucleotides long. RefSeq names its product parapinopsin a (gene parapinopsina). Gene Ontology annotation, cellular component: membrane. The record is from RefSeq and is a predicted model, not a curated record. Gene Ontology annotation, biological process: G protein-coupled receptor signaling pathway. Gene Ontology annotation, molecular function: G protein-coupled receptor activity. Lineage: Eukaryota; Metazoa; Chordata; Actinopteri; Cyprinodontiformes; Poeciliidae.
UGGUAGAUAUUUGGAAUAAACCAAUAAAGAUGAUGGCUGAAAUAUAUUUUGAAUUAUCAGAAUUUAAGAACAGCUCAUUUAGCUUAAUAAGAAUAACAGAAUCCUUUUGUAUCACUUAUUAUAAAUUCACAGUAAAGUUCUAAUAUGUCUCUUUUCACAGGUAUAUCAAGUCUUCGUACAGUAGCUGUCAUUUCUGUUAAACAUUACAUCGUGCUUAUCCCAGGGGGGGCUGUUCUUUUCCAGACCAGAGAUGCAGUCGCAGGCGUGAUUCUUUCCUGGGUUUGGUCAUUUGUGUGGAACACCCUGCCUCUGUUUGGAUGGGGGAAUUAUGAUCUGGAAGGAGUUAAAAUUUCCUGCGGAGCAAACUGUGAUGCUGCUAACGUGUCCUACAUCGUUAUCUACUUCUCUUUGUUUGCGGUGCCUUUUUCCACAGUCAUAGUGUCCUACUCCAGACUUUUAUGGACCCUUCACCAGGUCACCAAGUUGCAAACGUCUGAGAGUAGGAGGAUACUACAUGUGACCUUCCUGGUCACAUGGCUGCCUUAUGCAGCAAUGGCCCUGGCUGUAAUCAUGGACUCCAAUCUUUAUAUAGACCCUGUCAUUGCCACCAUACCUGUUUAUUUAGCCAAGAGCAGCACUGUCUACAACCCCAUCAUCUAUAUUUUCAUGAACAGACAGUUUCGGGGCUAUGUCGUUCCUGCUCUUCUGUGUGGAUGGAGCCCGUGGCCCUCUGAAGCCCAGAUAUCUGAUGCUACCACCACUGUUGCUUCAGCAAAUAAAAACAACAAGGUUGUUCUGGAACAAUCUUCAAAAGAAUAAAAAAGACUUUUAGAAGCAUUGGUUUAAAUAGUGAGUUAUACAGUUACAUACUGCCACCAGACGUCAGAUAUAUUGUUAAAAAAUGUACAAAACAACUGUGAAAAGAAACCAACCAGUUGUCUCCAUGGGUUACUAUGUUAAGUUUUGAAAUAUUUACCAUUAGCUUGCUUUUCACUAUAUUUGUUUAUCUGUACUUAAUUAUUUGAUAUGAAUGAUUUUGUGAUGUGAUGAAUUUAAUUUAUUGUCCGCUGUUUCUGUGUUUGUAAAAUUUCUUGUUAAAUUACAAUUACUGUUAGUUGUUGUUACAGAGUGCUGCCAGCUUAAACAAAUAACAGUGAGGGCCUGGUUGCCUUGCAGUGUCGCAGCAGAUUUACUUGAGAGGAGAAGAGGAGGUGAGUCGCAAACUUGAGUUUAAUAAAUUAAAAGCAUGAUGGGUACCGUUUCAUUUGGAAGUGGAUAAGCCCCAAACAUAAAAAAAAUCUAAAAUUGUUUCCAGAGUUUUUUUUAGACAUUCUGAACAUUUGGGUACAACAUAAUUAAUUUUUAACCGCUUCAGUAUGGGUUUUAUUAUCUGCAACAUCAUGGAACAAAACAAUGCUGAAAUUCAGCAACAUUAGCUUUUUUUUUCUUUGUCUAAGCUGAAUAAUUAUUUUAAAAAUAACUAUUAAAUACAUGUCAUUUCCCUACGUAACACAU